UGUCCCUGCCCUCAUUAAUCUCGCUCGCUGCAAGGACUCCACCGCUGCGGUCUUCAAUUCCUGAAGCUUGCCUGCCCGUGGCGUGGGCUUUAUUCUCCCUGGCCCUAUCACUUGAUCCUAUCGACCGUCUUCCUUUUCUUGUGUCGUGCUCGCCCUUCGCCUGGCCUUUUGCCUCCUACGACGUCUGGACUGGAAAGUUUGGCCUGCCAUUUCUCCUUGUUUGUUUUUGCGGGCCGCUUCGUUGUCGUGGCUGGGCUUUAGGGUCGUUUUUUUUUCUCCCGUUGUUUCUUUGGCGGGACGAGAGCUGAGUCCGUUUCGGCAGCACCCCCUUUUGCGACCUUGUCGAAACGCCCUCCUCGCCUGGCUCCACCAUGUCUUUCUUUAAUGCCAGAUACUCCCCUCACCUUUACUAAGUCGCCGUAGCCUCCUCUGCUCGACAUCGUGCCCUGACUCCGGGCCCGACUCUUUGUCGUUGCUUCUUUCUUGCACGCCCGCUUCUGCUCCCGAGAUAUCCAACAUGGAGGGCAUCCUGGCCGUCCCGCCAGAUCGCGGCACCAUCAUUGGCCGCGCGCUGUGGAAGACUCGAUUCGUUGUCGUUGGCCCCCAAAAGAGGGAGCAGUCCGGCGCAACCUCGACCUGGCGCAUUCUGACCCCCAGGGACUCGCCCGGAAAUCCGGCCACCACAUAUCUGUCCAUCUACAAGUCUAGGUCGGAGCUCGAGCCGACCCUGCAAUACCACAUCGGCUCCGUUACGGACUGCCAGGUCCAGAUGAUCGCCCACCGAAAACAAGGCCCGGUCCUCCCGACUCUGGUGGUGACGUUUGCCCCUGACCCGGCCACAGACAAACUGCGCAAGCGCCGCUCGAGCCGCGCCGCCGGCCUGACCAGCAGCAGCAAAGACACCCCGCUCAACACGCUGUGGUUCCGCACCGGCGCCGAGGAUGGGACCAGCCUGCAGGACUGGGCCAGGUGCAUCCAGCUGCACAUGCAACGGCCGUUGCCGCAGCCCCAGUACGCCCAUGGCUCGGUUCCCAUGAGCCCCGUCACCCCGGCCUCGCCCACAUUCGCGAACCCCUUCGCCUCAUCCCGCCCCCGCGACCAGUCCGAUUUGUACACGCGGCCGCCUAGCGGCAACGUCCCGAGCUCCAGCAGUCGCGGGACACUCCAACACAAAGGCUCGACUCAGGCGAGCCGGGACCGGCCCAUUACGUACUCGGGCUCGCCGAGCCUGCGCUCUAAACGCAGCGACAUCUCGUCGCACGCUGGCGUCAUGAACCACAUGCAGCAGGCGGCCUACGCCACCCACUAUGGCUCCAUGCACACGGCCGAUCUUCCCUCUCCCGCAACCACGAUUGGGGAUUACCAGGGUGAUUUCAUCGAGGGCUGGACCACGGCGCAGGGGCGGUCGUCGGCGCUCAGCUCCCCAAUCCGCGGUCGCGAGAGCGUCGGCUCGGCCGUCUCCCCGCUGUCGGCGGGACUCGAUGCCACCCUCGAGUCGAGCUCGCCACCUAUACCGCGCGAGACGAUACUAGAUAGGGCCUUUCAGCUGCGCUGCAUUCCCGGCUCCGAGGCGGAGACGCCUGGGGAGGAGAAGCUGACGUCGCUCGCCAGGUUUGAGGCGCUGAUGAAGGGCAUGGACAGGAAACGUAGCCAGCGGGAGUCGGGAACUAGCCAGGCGACGGCGCAGACACCGACAGACCUGGGUCUGAGGGGCGCCUGGGACUCGGAUGAGGACUCGGAUGAGGACGACGACGUGAACGAUUACGGGGACCCCGAACCGAACCACCGGCUCGCGGCCAGCGGUUGCGGACACCGCCACGGGUCUCUGAACUCGCCUCGACACGGCGGCCGCAGCCACAGCUACAGCCAGAGCCAGAGCGGGUUCGCGCACGAGGAGGACAUCGCCGAGGAGGACGUGUCGAUGCCGGCCGGCGCCCAGCGUGCGCUUGAGUUUAUCACGACGGGUCGCUCGUCGCCGGCCCUGUCGGCCAUGCGCUCGGCCGCCAGCCCGAGAAGUCCGCGGAGCCCGACGGGCGAGUUCCCUCAGUACAGCAAUCCUGCCAGCAAUCUGCUACCUCCAAUGAACAACAGUGGGUCCUCUCAACUCCGGCCGGACCUAGGUCCCAGCAAAGAAUCCUGGAUUGCUCAACAGACUGCGUACAAUAGACCACUUCAGGUAGCGGCCUCGGGUGAUACCCUCCGCAGCAGCCCUGCCCAGCAGUCGGCGGCCGGCUCCCACGUGGCGAACACGGUGGCGCCGCCGCCACGUAUGCGCACCGCCCCACCGGCAGCCUCUGGCAAGCCGCAGCCGGAGCAGCACGAGCCCAUGUCCUCGCAGCUCUCGCUUGCGUCGCGCCGCCCCGCCGUUGUGGAGAAGAGACUGUCGGGACAGAGCCUGAAGCGACUGAGCAUCACGGAGCUCACCAAGCGGCUCAGUGCCAGCAGCCUGUGUAUGGUGCAGACGAACGCCAGCAGCAGCAGUGAUGGGGACUCCCAGAAGCAGCAGCAACAGACGCAAUCUUCCUCCCUCAGAGGAAGAGGUGGCAUGGUUCCACCUCCCGGCCCAGCCGACCGAGACAGGUGUGGGUGGCGCGGAAAAUUUGGCGUCGACGGUGGCUUCCUGUGAUUCGCCGUCGGGCACGUGUCCACCCCUCCUCUCUUUGAGCAACAAGGCUGCUUGUUCCCUAUAGCUUGCCCACCGGCAUCAUUCUGGCACUUUCGACUCUACUCUCCCACGACGACCUCCAUCUUCUCAUAGCGACCAAGAUAUACCGGAUUGGACGCCGGAACGCUCUCGACAUUUACCAACAUGCGCGCUCGCCGAGUCCUCGGCAAGACUAUGAUCCUAUCUGACGUGUUUUGAAGAUGGUCCUUAUCCACUCUGACCUACUCCUGCCUGACGGGGAGUGGUUUCCGUCGCUUGUUUUGAUAUACCCCACUUCUCGUUUUGUCCAUCUUUUCGCCUGUUUCUUCGUUUGUCUAAACCGAGCUUCACAUUGCAUUUCAAUCACGACUGAAUGACAUUUCCUUUUGUCUUACACCACCUAUGCGCUAGGGAGGCACGGUUGGUUUUUUAUGUCUGUUUCUUCUAAAAGCUCAUCUGCUGCUAAUCCCGCGCUUAUGUUUAAAAGCCGUUAAUAUCUUGCUGAGACUUUUUGAUACACGGAAAAAGGUCAGGGGAGAGGGGAUGGUGGCCCACAACACAAACCACGACUUUACAUACGUCCUUUGUUCUUUCUUUUACAUCGUACCAUUUACCACGAGACUAGAUACCGCUUCGUGACUUUAAAUAGGGAGGGGAGUGUAACGAUAUAGCUGAUGAUUGUAGUGAAGAUGUUGACAUUUGAGAUGCGGAUGCUGUUCAUAUAAUGCGAGUGGCUUUCUCAUUUCUGUAAUUCUCUUACCAUAUGACUCACCAAAUACCUGCAGUUUUGUAUACAUGACACUUUCGUCAUGUUGAGGCUUGCGUAUUUUGAUGCAGUGUCAAAAUUCAGGUGACAGUUGUUGGGCCUGAAAAACGACGCAUUUACAAACGGAAACGACAUCCCACCUGACGUCAACGGGCGAAUCCAACCUACCCACCACCACAAAUUCACCACCAACGUCACAC
Messenger RNA from Gaeumannomyces tritici R3-111a-1, 3610 nucleotides. RefSeq lists its product as hypothetical. The coding region runs from base 518 to 2626 and encodes 702 amino acids. The record is from RefSeq and is a predicted model, not a curated record. The transcript has 3 exons. Lineage: Eukaryota; Fungi; Ascomycota; Sordariomycetes; Magnaporthales; Magnaporthaceae.